AAGUUGCAUCUUAACGUCCUUCAGUCCCCUCGAAUCUAUCAAUUAUCAUUUCUAUUAUUCGUCAUUCUAGUAAAACCGUGCGAAUUUCUUGUUGUUUUGCUAAUUUCAUUUUUUCUUUCACCUGAAUCUCUCUAUCGUCAUUGUGUCGUUCAUCGACUCAAUAAACGACCUCCAUUUUUGUUGCAACUAUUUCGUUCGGUGUAUUUCUUGCAGUAUUGCUCCGUUUAUUAAUUUUUAAUAUUUUUUCAAUCUUUUUGCAAUUUGUCGACUGUAACUCUACGAUAAUUGAAACUUUUAGGUUAAAGUUAAUGCAACCUUACUAGACAACAGGAAUCAUAAAUUAAUAUGUAUAAAAUAAUGCUUGUUAGUGGUGGAUUGUAGUCUGCAACGAAUUUGACAUUUACAUGCAUAGAUAUAACCUGAAGGAACCUGUUUAACAUCAUUGACCACACACUUAAUAGAACAUGAAAAGUACAUAUGUAUAAAGCAUUUUUUUUCAAAAAUGACACAAGGAUAUACAUGAAAUCAAGGAUGUCAUAUUUAAGGAAUACAAGAAGUUUUGUCAACAACAUUUUUUGUCUCUGAAUUUGGAGCAGUUACAGUGAUAGACUAAAUCACGUCUGUACAUUGUGAGAAACAUGCCUCUGUUCGGAAAGUCUCAAAAGAGUCCGGCGGAGGUCGUAAAAGCUCUUAAAGAAGCAGUAAAUGCAUUGGAGCGUGGUGAUAAGAAGGUAGAAAAGGCUCAAGAGGAUGUCAGUAAAAAUUUGGUACACAUAAAAAAUAUGCUUUAUGGAACAGCUGAGACAGAGCCCCAAGCAGAUAUUGUUGUUGCCCAAUUGGCACAAGAAUUAUAUAAUAGUAAUUUGUUGCUUUUACUUGUGCAGAAUCUUAGUCGUAUAGAUUUUGAGGGAAAGAAAGAUGUCGCGCAAGUGUUUAACAAUAUACUGCGAAGACAAAUUGGAACCAGAUCUCCAACAGUGGAAUACAUAUGUACCAAACCAGAAAUAUUGUUUACUCUUAUGUCUGGGUAUGAGCACCAAGAUAUCGCCUUAAAUUGUGGCACUAUGUUAAGAGAAUGUGCGAGAUACGAGGCUCUGGCUAAAAUAAUGAUCUAUUCGGAUGACUUUUACAAUUUUUUCAGAUAUGUUGAAGUAUCAACCUUCGACAUAGCUUCCGACGCAUUUUCUACAUUCAAAGAAUUACUUACCAGGCAUAAAAUACUGAGCGCUGAAUUUUUAGAAAUAAAUUACGAUAAAGUUUUCUCUCAUUAUCAAAGGUUAUUGAAUUCGGAAAACUAUGUAACGCGACGACAGAGUUUGAAACUGCUAGGGGAACUUUUACUUGAUAGACAUAAUUUUACCGUAAUGACACGAUAUAUUUCAAAUCCUGAUAAUCUGAAGUUAAUGAUGAAUAUGCUUAAAGAAAAAUCGCGUAAUAUACAGUUUGAAGCGUUUCACGUUUUUAAGGUGUUCGUGGCAAAUCCAAACAAGCCAAAACCGAUACUAGACAUUUUACUGCGCAACCAGGAGAAGCUAAUCGAAUUCCUGACACGCUUCCACACUGAUCGUUCCGAGGACGAGCAAUUUAACGACGAGAAGGCGUACCUAAUUAAACAAAUUCAAGAACUUCAGUCUGUACAUGAGAAUUAAGUCCUAAAUACAAGUUAUUGCUACAGCUACCGUUAACUACUA
This is a messenger RNA of Megalopta genalis, 1691 nucleotides long. It is a transcript of the gene Mo25, whose product is annotated as calcium binding protein Mo25. Gene Ontology annotation, molecular function: protein serine/threonine kinase activator activity. Gene Ontology annotation, biological process: intracellular signal transduction. Lineage: Eukaryota; Metazoa; Arthropoda; Insecta; Hymenoptera; Halictidae. The record is from RefSeq and is a predicted model, not a curated record.